UCGACGACCGAUCCUAUAAACGUCGACACCUCUCUUUUUAAUUUGUUUUUUCCCGGAGGAGAGUGGAGAUCUCUGCGAGGGCUGCACGAUGGCAGUCUUCUCUCCGUAAGAUGCAUCCCGCUUCGGCUUCCGCAGAUCCACCCAUCCUCAGAGCCAUCAAGUGAAGGCUAUGGUUCUCUCAUCGGGGCUCCUCCUCGCUCCUCCGUCCUUUCCGACCAGCUCCGGCCCCCGGCUGGGAUUUCUCCGCCUUCUCACUCGCCUCCCUCCCGAAAAGGAUUUUUUUCCCACCCUCCGGGUAGAGAUCCAGUGGUGACCCCAUCCACCAGAAAAAAAAAAAAAAAUCAACAUUCAUUGAGAAGUCUCAAAGAAAUACACCACGUGAGGGGGGGUGGGGUGGGGGGGGGGGAAAGAAACUGGGAGAAGAUCGGAAUAAUAUCGCUUUUUCCUAUGGUAAAACUGGUGCCCCUCUUCGGAAGAACUGGUCUCAGAUUAUUAUUAUGCAACCACAAAGAUCGGUUCCUUCUCAGGGGGUCUAAGCUGCUGGAUUGCUUUUCGCCCAAAUCAAUGUGGUUUCUUUGGAACAUAUUCAGCAAAGGAACGCAUAUGCUGCAGUGUCUUUGUGGCAAGAGUCUUAAGAAAAACAAGAACCCAACUGAUCCCCAGCUCAAGGGUAUAGUGACAAGGUUGUAUUGCAGACAAGGCUACUACUUGCAAAUGCACCCUGAUGGAACUCUCGAUGGAACUAAGGAUGACAGCAGUAAUUCUACAUUAUUCAACCUCAUACCAGUGGGACUUCGAGUUGUUGCGAUCCAGGGGGUAAAGACAGGGUUGUAUAUAGCCAUGAACGGAGAAGGUCACCUCUACACAUCAGAACUUUUUACUCCCGAAUGCAAGUUUAAAGAGUCUGUUUUUGAAAACUAUUAUGUAAUCUACUCAUCCAUGCUGUACAGACAACAAGAAUCUGGUAGGGCGUGGUUCCUGGGGCUCAAUAAGGAAGGCCAAGUUAUGAAGGGUAACAGAGUGAAGAAAACAAAACCAGCAGCUCAUUUUCUACCUAAGCCGUUGGAAGUGGCCAUGUACCGAGAACCAUCUCUGCACGACGUCGGAGAAACAGUGCCGAAGCCCGGGGUGACGCCAAGUAAAAGCACAAGUGCUUCUGCAAUAAUGAAUGGAGGCAAACCAGUGAACAAGAGUAAGACGACAUAGCCAGAUCCUCACAGGUGUUGUGACUUCCUGCACCCGUGCACAGUUGAGUGAUUUAUCCCUGCCAGACUAACAGGCACCAGUGGCUGAGGAUUGGCUAGAAGUAAGCCAACGCUUGCUCUUGGCCCUUUCUGAACUAACUUGUUGCAAGGGGAUAAAUCUCAACAUGUCGCUCCACCCCGACAAGAAGACACCUGGAUUACCAGCUAAACUCAGACCAUGGAAUGCCCCUACCAGAUAUGGAAUGCCUUUUUACUCUCUUUUCUGUAACUGUGACACUUCAUGUGAAUGACAUCUUUCACAAGUUCACUUGAUACUUUGCCUGCCGACAGUAACCAUAAUCCUUUUUUGAGUCCAGUAUCAGCGAAAUCCCAUGUGUUUCAGUUUGAUUUGGUAGCACACAGAUAAUCUCAAGUAAUUUCUAGUUAGAUGCUGUACACCCGUGCUAUUCUGAAUUUCUCUUCCCCUUUUUUUCACCAAGCUGCUUGCUCCACUGUCUGUGACCUUUUGCAGGGAUGUGUUUCUCUAGAAUUGAAAUGUUGCAGGUGGCUUAGUUCUGAAAGCAAUCAGGGAAUCAGGAAGCCUUCAAAAUUUAUUAUUAUAAAUUGCAUCUAGCAAGAAUGGGGUCAUUGUCUCUGACUUCCAAUAUCGAUUAACCACAGUACACUUUAAUAACCGAUUCCAUAGUCCCGAGGUUGGCAUUAUUGUGGAGGGAGAUGGGUCAAACACAAUCAACAGAGAGUUUGCUGAGACAGGUGUUUGACACCCCCUGGUAGUUUCUCUCUGUGUGUGUGUGUGUGUGUGUGUCUGUGUGUGUGCAUGUAUGUGCGUGCGCGUGUAUGUGUGGUGUGUUUUAUACAUAUCACAAGCUUACUGGUAUGGUAACAUUUGCCUUGGCCAGCAAGCAGACCUGCUUAUUUUGGAGAAAGUGGGUCCAAAGAACUCUGUAGGCCUUGUAGGCCUGAAUUAAGGCUCAUACUUCAUCAACUAACCCUCAUGAUUUGAAAAACAGUAGUUAUGACUACCAAGAACUGCGCUACCUAAAUCCAUUUCAAAUAUAAUCCCUUCCUGUUUUUAACGAACCGAACUUAACGCCAUCGUGAUUUCUGGCUGCGUUCCCCUCUUGCUCAGCGGAGGAUGGGCAAGGCGGCCGUUGUGUGGUUUUCUUGUAGUACCAGUGAAAGGGUGAGUUCUGAAUUAGACUUCAAUAGUUUUGGGGUUUAAAGAUGAGUUUUUAAACAGGACGUAGGAAAAAUAAAAGGGUUUUUGUUGUUGUUUUGUCUUUUUUGAAGCUCAGCUCAGCAUGGCGAGUCCGGUCCUGGGUACUUCAUAGGUAAUACCUCUAACCCAGCUUCAUAGGCCAGGCUUUGCCAAAUGGCUCAGUUAAAGGUGCCUUGCCUUGUACUCACAAUACAGUAUAUUCAGCUACUGUAAGUCAACCCAGAGGAAACCCAGCUCUGUAUAGGAGACCCAGUUCUUGGAUCGUUUACGUGCUUUUUGGUUGUUCCUUUUUCUUUGGAAACAGUGAUGCUGAUAGCUGAGCUUUCAUGAGGUCAGUGAGGCAAAACAAAUUAUCACAUGAUGCAAAAUGCUGAACGUUGUAAGUCAACAAUUCCAAAACCCUCAGCAGUGAACUUGUCAAAGAUUGAAAAGAUAAGGGGACUCCGUGUCUGCUUAAGAAAAUGACAUAUUUCCUUCUCAGAAGGCAUUAUUAAGGCCAAGCUGUACCUCAGUUCUAGAAAACUACAUGUGGGAUCAAUGCCCUGGCCUCCUGCUACUAUUUUAAUGUUGAAGGAUGAUAUAUUUAACAUUUAUCCCACGUGGACGUAUUUAAGGAGAUUUAUUUCAUCAUUGCUCUCUGUCAGAUUUAGCCCUCGCCGGUUGUUUAAACUUUUGGCCUGCUUAGCUGAUUAAGGAUUCAGAAUACAUUAACUGUUGAUGCUUAUGAAUUUUUCACAUCGGAUUCAGUUUUAAUAAAUAAAAGUUAGUCAGAUGUUUCAGUAGAUUAUUGUCAAUGCUGCUAAAUCACAGAUAACUUUUUUUUAAAACAGUUAUUAAUUUCUGGUUGAUUUAUUUGAAAAGAAAAAAAGCCCUGUGUUAAAUGUGCGUAGUUUUACUAUAGGAGAUGAAGCACAGGAGGUGAAGUUGAUUAUUUGUUAUAUCCUCUCACCCCACCCGCCCCCCAGAGGGAAAAAAAAUGGGAAAAGCUCUGUUGUUGUGACAAAGUAUGCCAGAAAGACAAGAUAGAACAUGGCCCUUGAGUACCAUACGCUCACCCAUACAUUCACACAUCCCUCCCCACCGUUUUCGAAACCAAACCCCGCCAGGGUGGGUACUUAUUUCUCCUGCAAGCCAGUUGACUGGUUUGACAAUUUCAGCUGGAUUUAUUUUUGUAAAUGAUUAGGAUGUACUGUAAAUGUAAAAUUCUUGAUUUGCUUUUCUUUUCCCCCUGUUUCUACGGAUUGUCUAUAAGGGUGUUGAUUCUUAUGAAUGGCUGUCUUUAAACAGUUUCUUCUAAAAAAUACGUCUGAACAUAUAGCAGAGGGUUGUUUGUUCCUUGUGCUUUUGUUAUUACUUUAAUUUCGUCUAUUGUCUCAUCUGUUGCAUGGGAAGAGGAUGGCAAUGAUGAACUGCAUGUAGUAGGUUCUGUGUAUCAAGAACUGUUGGUAUGUAUUACUAAAUUUACAUACAUAUAUGCAAAGAGUUUGUCUGCAUUGUACAGUUUAUGUGUUUAUUAUUAUUUGUUGUAUUACACAGAUGCAAUGUAUUGAAUAAAAUAUUUAUACGAAGGCAUAUUGAAAAACAUCAAACCAACUUUAUGUAACAACUAGAAUGUGCAAAAUAUCAGCGCACCACCCACUGAUCUUGAGAACGUCCUGUAAAUAGGUUGGCAGACUCGAUUCUCCCUACCCCGCCCCCCGCCCCUUUUACCGUGCCAAAGAAAAUUUUAGCUCCUUGCUAAUACCUCUAUUGCUCUUUUCCAGGAUAAGACUUCACCAUGCUGUUCCCUCCAAAAUUAUAAGUUUGCUGUUAAGUAAGUGAAAAUUAUUUUCAACUGUCUGUUACUACUGAAGUACUGUAUAGUAAAAUUGGUGGAAUCAAUUUAUAUUUACAGAUUGUGUGGUUUAUAUUCCCCUGUACCUAUGCCACAGGUAUCGAGUCUCUAUAUUAUGCCAUACUUUUGCGGGUUUAUUUUCGGGAUUAUUUUCUUCUUGUCAUGUAGUACCGAAUUAGAUUGCCUUGUUGAGGCCCACACAGAGAGACUCCAAUAUCGCUUCUGUUUUAUUAACUAACACACACGCAAAUUUAUAAUGUAGAUAUUCCAUAAUGCAGUAGAGUCACUCUCUUUACUUUAAAAUGAGAGUUUUGGGGGCUAAAAUUUUAUUUGGCAAAAUUGCAGAGAGGUGUUACAGUAUUCCACUUUGGCAUCAACACAAAGCAACGCCUUGGUCCUAAUGACAAAAUUUUGGCUGUUGAAUUUUCUGUUUCUUUGGUCCUCCUCCUUUCAAAAAUCAGGUCCUUCCUAAGUGACCUCAUAAAACAAAUCCUCAGAGGCGGAUUUGUUCACUGCUCCGAAUUGGAGCUUUGGAAAGCACGUAUGUGGAUCAAACAAGCAUCUAAUGUCUUUAAAAGUCAUAUUUCAGCCUUCAGAACCACUAGCGAUUCUCCCAGAGAACAUUCCAAAGUUAAAGAGAAGGAACUGUUAUUUUUAAAAAGAUACUGAAUCCCAGAUCGCUGACAUACAUAUGUUAAAUGUCUCCCUAGACAUUUAUGCUCUUAGGUGAGAGGCUGAUUGCUGAAAUUAAGGAUACCCUAUAGUUAUUAUAUUUUACCAUUUACUUCUCAAAUAUUUUCUGGCAGGCAACUUAAUUCAUUGCAAAAUAGCUGGUACCCAUAUUCUUUUUAUUUUUUUUUCAAAAAUAUCGCAAAAUAUCCCUGUGGCUACAGAGGUACCCCCACAGUCAAAUUAACUUAGUCCCGAACCGCCACAUAUCAUUAUUUUUACCUGCUCUUUGCCUUUCCGGGCUCAAACUGGAAGCCCAUCCAGCUAAGGUUAUGGUUAGGUUCUAUGUGAAACACAAGCUCGUUGGGGGAGAGAGGCUGGAUCCGAUGGGAUGAAUUUGUUCGGAACCUGAGGCUUAACUAUUUGCAGAGAAACAGACCAGUAAAUGUCAAUUUGUGCCUGAAUCACCUAACUGAGGCUUUGGAGGGUUUGAAGCGGGGGAAGAAUUUCAAUAAGAUAUCAGUCUCAGGGGCCCAUACCGUACUUCCAGUCAACUUACAUGAAUAGAGAGCAAAGGCCCUAAAGGGAAGAGCUUUGAGGUGGAUGUCUCGAUAGUUCCUCUGAAGAGGAAAGCCCAGCUGUUUGAUUAUUUUGUUCUGUCCAUUUCUGACCCCCGCAGACCAUCUCAUCCCUUUCUCGUUGUCCAGAUGGUGGGCCUUUACCCAAUUUUGUUCUUUUCUUCUUUGUCAUUAUGAGGUUUGGGGCCCAGAAAAAGUUGGCCCUUAAGUCAAGAUGUAACCUAGCAAUUUAAAAGAAAAAUUGUUUGUUUACAUGUGGGAAAUUAUUAAAUGUAGCACCACGUUUCAUCUCUAAUAGCUGCGAUGCACCUCUUAGUGGAGCUGACGGGAAUUGCUUUGCCAGACUUAGAGCAAACAUUUCGACACUGUUCACACUAGGAUACCUUUUAAAAUGAAAGUUUAGUUACCGUGCAGAUCACGAUCCAAGACUUAUGCAAUCCUAAUUCAGCUUUAAGAAUCUGUAGUUCUCUUAAUUGCAGACUCUAGCUUGAUCAAGUAUUUCUCUCACGGUUACUUGGGCAAACAAUUUAGAUAAAACACCCUUUGAACUGUCAUGUCUAGGUUAAAAUCAUUUCUCCAGAAAAAGAAACAUUUAUAGGAAUGCCUUCUGGGGAGAUUUUUCACACUUUUCUUACAAGAAAAUGUAAAACUAAAUGUGUUUGUGUGUUUAAAUUUACUGAGGUAAUGAAAUAUUCAUAUAUAAUCAUAUAGAAUAUUAAACCCACCAAAGGUAAUGAGAAGUUAUGCUCUCCUUUGGAGAAUCAAUACAACUAGUCCUAGAGCAGAAAGAGAAGUUCUUUCAAACCUGGGAAAUGAAUAGUGAAUGCACAUAAUUCAUCCCUACCAAAUUUAACCUGCUAAGAUAGUUCAUUUUUGGUAUUAAAUCUAAAGAGGGGAAACAAAUGUAUCUUUCAGUAUUUUCGGGUCUUUUGACCUGAAAUAUUUCCUAUCCAUUAGUAGGAAAGUAACUGCUACUCUUAUAAAGAAUAUAGGUAAGGUUAUUAAGAUUGCAUCGAUUUACCUUCUGGAAGAGGUUGACAAUUUUCAACCACAAUCAAUUUUGGUUACCAGAAAUUUUGUACUGCUAAAAUUAUGUCCUUGCAGAAAGCAUUCAGAUUUCCAUAACGGAAGUCACAAUUGUUUUUCUUUUCAAUAUACACAGAUCCCAACUUCUAGUCAUGUUCUAACAAUUCUAAGUCACAGCACCUAAAUUUCUGCAUCCUAAAAAUGAAGUUUGCUACUAAAAUGGUCAUCUCUCACACCAUAAAAAUGAUUUUUGCUAAGUUAUACCAGAAUUUUACAGAAUGUAAUUCCUAUUUAGAAACAAAGGGUUUGUGGGUUUUUUUUUGCUCUGAAAAAUUGAAGGGCUGCCGAAAUCAAUGUAAAUGCAUUUCGAAAGGCCCCCAAAUUGUUGAUUUUUCCUAAUUCAAUGUGAAUUUGGUACUGAGCUUCAUUUCACCACUGCAAAGAAAUAAAAUUUUAUUCGGAACACUA
Messenger RNA from Ornithorhynchus anatinus (platypus), 6999 nucleotides. RefSeq names its product fibroblast growth factor 14 (gene FGF14). Gene Ontology annotation, cellular component: cytoplasm. Gene Ontology annotation, molecular function: growth factor activity; fibroblast growth factor receptor binding. Gene Ontology annotation, biological process: cell differentiation; animal organ morphogenesis; positive regulation of protein phosphorylation. The record is from RefSeq and is a predicted model, not a curated record. The coding region runs from base 448 to 1206 and encodes 252 amino acids. Lineage: Eukaryota; Metazoa; Chordata; Mammalia; Monotremata; Ornithorhynchidae. The transcript is spliced from 6 exons.